UCUCUUUCUUAACGUUUAUAUAGUUUUGACUUUCCUGCAGGUCUUUUCCUGAUACACAAGAAAAUGGAGCUUUCUUGUUUCUGUACUAAAGUGAUGACCUGUGUGUUGGCGACUUAUUAAAAUCUUUCGCGAAAUACAGCAAAGGAAUGGAGAAUGAUGAGGUGAUUCUAUUGGACUUCUGGGCUAGCAUGUUUGGUAUGAGGAUAAGGGUAGCAUUAGCUGAAAAGGAGAUUGAAUACGAGUUUAAGGAAGAAGUCGUGGGUGGCACUAAAAGUCCGCUGCUUUUAAAGAUGAAUCCCGUACACAAGAAAAUCCCGGUUUUGAUUCACAACGGAAAACCUGUUUGUGAAUCUCUCAUUGCAGUUGAGUACAUCGAUGAAGUCUGGAAGGACAAAGCGCCGUUGUUAUCCUCUGAUCCUUACGAGAGAGCACAAGCUAGGUUCUGGGCUGACUACAUUGACAAGUUGUAUGAUUUUGGGCGAAAAAUUUGGGAUGCCAAAGGAGAAGAGCAGGAGGUAGCUAAGAAGAACUUGAUAGAUUCACACAGGGUACUGGAGCGGGAAGCGUUGGGAGACAAGCCUUACUUUGGAGGGGAAAGCUUUGGUUUUGUGGAUGUUGCCCUGAUUGGGUUCUACAGCUGGUUUUAUACGUACGAAGCCUUUGGCAACUUCAGCAUGGAGGCCGAGUGCCCCAAGCUCGUUGCUUGGGGCAAGAGAUGCAUGCAGAGGGAGAGCAUCUUUAAGUCUUUACCCGACCCUCAUAAGAUCUAUGAGGUAAUACUCCAGUAUAGAAAGAAUGUUGGACUUGAAUAGACAUAUUAAUGUGUUUCAUAGUCUAUGAAAGGCGCUUAGUUCAGAAUUGGAGUAUGAGUAGACCUGUUUUCCGGGAAUAACAAGAGUCCUUGAUUCCUGGCUUGCGGAGUGUCAGUGUUGUUCUAUGUAAUUGUUCUGCUGCUUCUCUUUGGACUGAUGAACUGUCUAUUCAUAGAUGGUCGAGAUAUUGUAUUUUUCUCUUCUUUUCUCUUUUAUAGUUUUGGUUUGUGA
Lycium ferocissimum is the source of this 1043-nucleotide messenger RNA. RefSeq names its product probable glutathione S-transferase. The transcript is spliced from 3 exons. NCBI's taxonomy places the organism in Eukaryota, Viridiplantae, Streptophyta, Magnoliopsida, Solanales, Solanaceae. Gene Ontology annotation, cellular component: cytoplasm. Gene Ontology annotation, molecular function: glutathione transferase activity. The record is from RefSeq and is a predicted model, not a curated record. Bases 147 to 812 code for a protein of 221 amino acids. Gene Ontology annotation, biological process: glutathione metabolic process.